ACAACUCCACAUGUAUAAAUCGCACAUCAGGAAUCAUCGGAUUACAGAGGUAGCCCUACUCCGCUUUACUAGUGCGCUCCUACCUGCCCUCGAUCUAUAUAGGCUACUGUUGCUUAUUGAAAUUGGAACCAUUUCUCCCCAAAAUAACCAUUUCUACAAUGACAAUUAUCCUGCCAUUCGUUUUUUCCGCUGCCUUUUACAUGAUGGUCGGAUACUUUCAUUCUGCAUGCGCUGGAUCAGUGUUUCUCAACUCAAAUGCCAUCAAGAACAUACCUGGAGUGGCGGGUCCGAGUCACCCCGUCAGCGCAAACCCUGACGAAUUUACAUUUGACAGCGGGACCCAAAACCUGGCAAUUGAUACCGUACAGUCUUUGAGUUGCUCUGCCGAUGAGGAGUGCGGUGACCAUGGUUUCUGCUUGGAGUCCCGAGGUGCCUGUCUCCCAUGCAAGAAGCGCAGGAAGCGCUGUAUCCGGGACGCUGUGUGCUGCCCUGGCAACCAGUGCAGUAAUGGCCUGUGUUUGCCCAGCAAUCCUGAGAUCCUUCAGCACAUCGGAAUGCCAAUCUUCAAUACACACGAGGAGAACUCUACAGUGGAACUGCACUCCAAGUUGCCCACACAAGAUCUUUCACAAACCCCAAAAGGUCUGGAAGGUGAGAACUGCCUGAGGUCUUCGGAUUGCACAGAGGGACUUUGCUGUGCGCGCCAUUUCUGGUCCAAGAUCUGCAAGCCAGUGGUGCAAGAAGGUCAGGUCUGCACCAAACACCAAAGGAAAGGCACACACGGCUUGGAGAUAUUUCAACGGUGUGACUGUGGAGACGGUUUGUCCUGCAGAACACAGAGAGGGGAGCACAACAGCAAGGCAUCUCGAAGUCUGCACACUUGCCAAAGACAUUGAAUCAACGAACUGUCAGCAGCAAUCCACGGAUUUCCGUAGCUUUUCGGAAAUUCAAAAACUAAAGGACGGGUGUGAUUUCCGACAAGCGAAGUGGAGAGGAAGGAGUUUUCUAUUGGGACUGUGUGGUUUUUCAGAUUUUGUUCUUCAAAAAUGACAAGAGUAGUUGUGAUUGUUUCUCUAUGGAACUUGAGAUAGGAUUAUUACAGUAAAUUACUGUAUUGUACAUAACAUAUAGAUAGAUGAUGGCACUUAAUUAUUUUUAGUCACAACUAUUCGAAGAAGGUGCUCUAUUUACAUGUAUCAACUCUGAUUUAUACGAGUUUAUAUAGAUUCUGAUAUAAAUGUCUAUAUUUUUUAUUUGAAAUAAAGAGUGUGACGAUA
This is a messenger RNA of Oncorhynchus mykiss (rainbow trout), 1277 nucleotides long. RefSeq names its product dickkopf-related protein 1. NCBI's taxonomy places the organism in Eukaryota, Metazoa, Chordata, Actinopteri, Salmoniformes, Salmonidae. Gene Ontology annotation, cellular component: extracellular region. The record is from RefSeq and is a predicted model, not a curated record. Gene Ontology annotation, biological process: negative regulation of canonical Wnt signaling pathway; multicellular organism development. Gene Ontology annotation, molecular function: co-receptor binding; receptor antagonist activity.